This is a messenger RNA of Melopsittacus undulatus (budgerigar), 1989 nucleotides long. It is a transcript of the gene STARD5, whose product is annotated as StAR related lipid transfer domain containing 5. The record is from RefSeq and is a predicted model, not a curated record. Gene Ontology annotation, molecular function: cholesterol transfer activity; cholesterol binding. The transcript has 6 exons. Lineage: Eukaryota; Metazoa; Chordata; Aves; Psittaciformes; Psittaculidae. Bases 65 to 697 code for a protein of 210 amino acids. Gene Ontology annotation, biological process: cholesterol import.
ACGGGGGCGGUGCGCACGGAGCCCUCAUAGGAGGCAGCCGAGCGGUGGCUCCGCCUUCCCGACCAUGGACUACGCGGAGCUCGCCGAGACGGCGGCCGAGAAGAUGGGGUUGUACCGGCAGGACCCCAGUGGCUGGCGGGGCUGCCGGCGCACGAGCGAGGUUUCGGUGUCAUGGAGACCCUCCGCGGAGUUUGCUGGCAAUGUGUACAGGGGAGAGGGGAUCCUGCCUGCCAGCCCCAUGGAUGUCUGGGAAUGUAUAAAGCCGGUGGCCGGAGGGCUCAGGACCAAGUGGGACCAAAACGUGAAGGACUUUGAGGUCAUCGAAGCCAUCAGUGAUGCUGUCUCUGUAUGCAGAACCACAACCCCUUCAGCUUUCAUGAGGGUUAUUUCACCAAGAGAAUUUGUGGAUGUGGUACUGAUGAAGCAAUUUGAAGAUGGGACAAUGCUAUCUGCUGCAACUAAUGUGGAACACCCGCUGUGUCCUCCUAGACCAAAUUUUGUGAGAGGUUUGAAUUAUCCCUGUGGCUGUUUCUGUAUACCUCUUCCAGGGGAACCAGACAGGACUCAACUCCUCAGUUUCUUUCAGACUGAUCUUGGUGGCUAUCUUCCCCAAACGGUGGUGGAUUCCUUCUUUCCAGCUAGCAUAGCUGGAUUUUACAGUAACCUGACCAAAGCUAUUAAGCAGUUAAAAGCAUGAUAAGACCAAUUGCUGACCUUACCAGCUGAGGGUAGGGGAAAAACCUGGCAGCUUGAGGGUAGAAAUAGGAAGUUGGCCUACAGGACUUUCUACCAGCAACGAUAUUAGGAAAAAUGAAAGGGGAACAAUUAACUUUAAAACCAGUGUUUUCUAUCUGUCUAUGCAAAGCAAUGUAUUCUUUUCUAAUACUAUAUCCUUCAUUUUCAUAGAGAAAUACCACACCAGAGGCUGGAAGAGUCCUGGAGGCAGCACUGGUGUCUGUCUGCAGGGAGAUAAUGCACAUAUUGGAUCUGUUCUUGACCACACUUUGUCAGUGUCUGUAAGGAGGAGCAUUGCUAAAAUUCAUUUGGCACUACAGCAUUAGCCUGGUGUAGGUCAGCCUGUAGCUCCUGUGGAACAGUGGUCCUUCCCCAAAAGAAGAGGUAGCUCUUUUGCUGCUGACACAUUUAGACCUGCUAAGAUGCUUCAAUGGGUCUAAGCCAGCAAAUGGUAAAAGUCAGAACAAAUUGGACUGUUGGAGGAUCCUACUUGUUUGUUCCAGUAGACUUCAGUACUAAUAGUAAAUAUGCCUUAAGUGUUUGUUUGGUUUUGUUUUUUUUUAAUAAAUCAAAGUCUAGCCAUGCAAAUGAAUUUGGAGGUCAGUGGGUUGGUAAGUAGACCCUAUUCCCCUCUGUACCAAAACCAGUGAUUUCCAUAAUGUUAUGAAACAAACUGCACUGACAUAGUGGCAGUAAAUAGAGGAUUAAGCACUUUACUUGCCAUUUUUUAAACUGCACUUGACUAUUUUUAACUGCACUUGAACAUUUUUUGUUCACUUGUGGUGAGAGGUUGUAACGGGUAAAUAAUCUUGUCUAUAGCUUUGUCUUGACAGGCCAUGAGGAUGUUGCUUUUUUUCUAAGACUGGUUUGCCUGACAACAGUCUUGGGAAAUCAGCUCCUGAUCUUGUGUCCAGUGAUGGGCCUAGCUUUUGAAAAUACGGUGCUGGUUAUGGCAGGAAUGUCAGACAUUACUGUGUAUUGCAUAUAAUCACAAAAGGAAAAAUAAUUGCCAAAUUAGGAAUUUAAAUAUAGAUUGUGAUUUUAAUGUGUAACUCAAUAGUUAACAAGAUUAAUGUGCUCUGCUUUCUGUCCUAGUAUUUACUUUAUAUUUAGUAUAGGACAUGGACUUGCACAGUCUCCCACUGAAUCUCACUCUGUGGAAUCGAUUUUAAAAUGAAACAGUUUUCAGUCUCCUUUGUAUACAAAGAUGUAAAAACUUGUAUGCAUGUGAUGAAAUAAAUAUUUUUUGCUAAA